This is a messenger RNA of Olea europaea var. sylvestris, 2535 nucleotides long. RefSeq names its product acid beta-fructofuranosidase-like. Lineage: Eukaryota; Viridiplantae; Streptophyta; Magnoliopsida; Lamiales; Oleaceae. Bases 244 to 2235 code for a protein of 663 amino acids. The record is from RefSeq and is a predicted model, not a curated record. Gene Ontology annotation, biological process: carbohydrate metabolic process. The transcript is spliced from 7 exons. Gene Ontology annotation, molecular function: beta-fructofuranosidase activity.
GUUCGUUCUGGCUCGUACAUUCAAUACUCUUGUCCCCUGCCCUUUUUUGGUCUCGAUACCUUUCGUUAAAGAAAAGUAAACUGCCUGUGAUGUGGUAAGCGAGGGACCCAUGGCUUAAUGUUUUUGAAUUUUCUGCUCAUACCCCUCAAAAUCGUGUAAGUACUAAAUACCUGUGGUUAUCUUGUAUAAGUAAGUAAUGUCUUCCUCUCAAAAUCAUUCAAGCUAAUCUUCCUCUCCAUUCCAAUGGCUGCCUACUCUUUCACGAGGCCACAGUAUGAUCUUGAAAACGCCGCCUCCUACACUCCCAUCCCUGACCGACCAGCAUCCGCCUCCUCCACUCCGGCCGGUCAUUGGAGAUCCAAGAAGCUUCUCGCCGGCAUUCUCUUUUCCUCUGUAUUCUUACUUUCCUUAAUUCUUCUGUUUGUUAACCAACAAUCCGAAUCCCAAACCAAAGUCAAUGGCACCAAUCAAGGAAAAUCUUCAACUCCCAAACCCAUAUCGCCGACAGCUCGAACUGCGCCGCCGUCAAGAGGGGUGUCCCAGGGUGUGUCGGAGAAGACUUUCCCGCUAGCCAGCGGUGAAAAUGCAACCUACACGUGGACCAAUGCUAUACUGUCUUGGCAACGAACUGCUUACCAUUUUCAACCAGAAAAUAAUUGGAUGAACGAUCCAAACGGUCCAUUAUUUCACAAGGGAUGGUACCAUUUGUUCUAUCAAUAUAAUCCAGAUUCAGCUGUAUGGGGAAAUAUCACAUGGGGCCAUGCAGUAUCAAAGGAUCUUAUUCACUGGCUCCACUUACCAUUUGCAAUGGUCCCUGAUCACUGGUAUGAUAUCAAUGGAGUCUGGACCGGGUCCGCCACAAUUCUUCCUGACGGUCAGAUUGUGAUGCUUUACACUGGAGAUACAUAUGAUGUUAAGCAGGUGCAGUGUUUAGCUUAUCCCGCCAACCUAUCUGAUCCUCUCCUGCUUGAUUGGGUCAAGUAUUCGGGUAAUCCGGUUCUGGUUCCCCCACCCGGUAUUGGAGCAAAGGACUUUAGAGACCCGACUACCGCUUGGCUUAGCCCGGAUGGUGAUAAAUGGCGGAUCACGAUUGGAUCCAAGGUUAAUACAACGGGUAUUUCACUUGUGUAUGAGACGGUAGAUUUUAAAACUUAUGAUAUGUUAGAUGGGUAUAUGCAUGCAGUUCCGGGUACGGGUAUGUGGGAGUGUGUGGACUUUUACCCAGUUUCGAUGAGUGAGAUAAACGGUUUGGACACGUCGGUAAGCGGGUCGGGUGUUAAGCAUGUGCUGAAAGCAAGUUUGGAUGAUGACAAGAAUGAUUAUUAUGCACUUGGGGUCUACGAUCCAAUUGAGGAUAAGUGGAUACCGGAUGACCCAAAAUUGGAUGUUGGAAUCGGGUUAAGAUAUGAUUAUGGUAAAUAUUAUGCUUCCAAGACAUUUUAUGAUCAGAAUAAGCAGAGGAGAAUUUUGUGGGGUUGGAUUAGAGAAACUGAUAGUGAAUAUGCUGACAUUUUGAAGGGAUGGGCAUCUGUUCAGUCGAUUCCUAGGACUGUCAUGUUCGAUCAGAAGACGGGGAGUAAUAUACUUCAAUGGCCAGUCAGCGAAGUGGAAGAAUUGAGAUCAGAAAUCGUUGAGUUUGAUAAUGUAAAGCUUGGACCGGGAUCCAUUGUUCCGCUUAAAGUUGACACACCUUCUCAGUUGGACAUAGUUGCCUCAUUUGAAAUUGAUGAGGAUGCAUUUGAAGGAACAGUUGAAGCUGAUGCUGAUGCUGAUGCUGGUUACAGUUGCCCUACAAGUGGUGGUGCUGCUAAUAGGGGGGAGUUGGGACCUUUUGGUGUUAUUGUUCUUGGCGAUAAAACUCUAUCAGAGGGAACCCCUAUCUACUUCUACGUUACCAAAGGGACUAAUGGAAAGUUUGAAACUCAUUUUUGUGCAGAUGAAUUAAGAUCAUCUCUGGCUCCUGAUGUUGACAAAGUAGUCUAUGGGAGCAAAGUCCCUGUUCUUCAUGGCGAAAAAUACUCCCUGAGAUCACUGGUCGAUCACUCCAUAGUGGAGAGCUUCGCUCAAGGAGGCAGAACAGUUAUAACGUCGCGAGUUUAUCCAACAAGGGCUGUUGAUGGAGCAGCACGAGUUUACUUGUUUAACAAUGCUACUAAAGUGAGUGUCACAGCAUCUGUGAAGAUGUGGAACAUGGGUUCUGCUGAUAUUCGUACCUUCCCCUUAAAUGAGCAGUGACUUGUCCCGAAUGUUAUAAUCGUCUCAACAAGUUGAAGUCGUCUCAUUUUUCUGCUGGAUUUCAUGUUAAUUGAUUAAGCACAUCCAGCAGCAAUAUUUUAUUAUUUUAUGGAUAUUGUGAUAUAGUGUUUGUGCCCAAAAUUGCUCUCGAGGAUUGAUCUGCUCGAGUCUGUUUAGCAUUCAUCACUCUACUAGGGAAAGAGAAGUGCAUUUUUAUCUCGUAAAUAUUCUUGCUUUCUUGUAAUGAAAAAAACAUUUUUCUAUUUACUAUAAUUGAGAUUGCUUAUUUUUAGUAACACA